This is a messenger RNA of Mauremys mutica (yellowpond turtle), 5507 nucleotides long. RefSeq names its product cytochrome P450 4B1-like. Gene Ontology annotation, molecular function: iron ion binding; oxidoreductase activity, acting on paired donors, with incorporation or reduction of molecular oxygen; heme binding. The transcript has 12 exons. Lineage: Eukaryota; Metazoa; Chordata; Testudines; Geoemydidae. The record is from RefSeq and is a predicted model, not a curated record. Bases 26 to 1555 code for a protein of 509 amino acids.
UCACUGCCACAGAAGCUGCACGACCAUGGCCUUUGCGCUGGAGAAAAUAGCAACCCCUUCCUCUCUGCUUCUGUACCCGGCUGCUGGAUUUUGCCUCAUCUACGCGCUGCUGAAAGCGAUCCAGCUCUAUCGCAAGAGACAACAGCUCCUCAAAGCUUUUGAGAGUUUCCCAGGUCCCCCCAGCCACUGGCUGUAUGGCCACAACUCUCAGAUUUCUCAAGGUGGAGAAUUAAACCUGUUGCUGUCUUGGGCAAAAAAGUACCCUUAUGCCUACCCCAGAUGGAUUGGAGCUUUCAUGGCUUCCUUAACAGUCAACCACCCUGAUUAUGCCAAAACUGUGUUUGGCCAUGGAGAUCCCAAGGGUCUCACAAUCUACAAUUUCUUAAUUCCCUGGAUUGGCAAGGGAUUACUGAUCUUACAUGGGCCAAAGUGGUUCCAGCAUCGAAGGCUGCUGACCCCAGGGUUUCAUUAUGAUGUGCUGAAACCUUAUGUCUCACUGAUGGCAGAGUCUACCAAAGUGAUGCUGGAUAAGUGGGAACGGUUGAUCACACUGGAUAAAUCAGUGGAGCUCUUUGAACAUGUCAGCUUGAUGACCCUGGACAGCAUCAUGAAAUGUGCCUUCAGUUGUCAUAGCAACUGCCAGACUGACAGUGACUCAGACUACUACAUCAAAGCAGUCUAUGACCUGACCUACCUGGUGUUUCAUAGAAUCCGCUUUGUCCCAUUUCAUAAUGAUUUCAUCUAUCGAAUCAGUUCUCAAGGACGUCGCUUUCAGGAGGCCUGCCGACUAGCACACCAGCAUACAGAUAAAGUAAUAAAAGAGAGAAAGACGUCCCUCCAAGAUCAGCAAGAACUUGAAAAGAUCCAGAAGAAGAAGUACUUGGAUUUUCUGGACAUUCUUCUGUGUGCCAAGGAUGAAAACGGAGCUGGAUUAUCCGAUGAAGACCUACGUGCUGAGGUGGACACGUUUAUGUUUGAGGGUCACGAUACCACGGCCAGUGGGGUCUCCUGGCUCUUGUACUGCAUGGCCCUGUACCCAGAGCACCAGCAGAGAUGCAGGGAAGAGAUCAAGGAGAUUCUGGGAGACAGAGAGACCAUUCAGUGGGAUGACCUUGGCAAAAUGACUUACAGCACCAUGUGCAUCAAGGAGAGCCUUCGCCUUUACCCUCCGGUACCUGGAGUGUCCCGACUGCUCAGCAAACCCAUCACAUUCCACGAUGGAAGAACCUUACCAGAAGGUUCUCUGGUUGCAGUGCAUAUUUAUUCUCUUCAUAGGAACCCAGCCGUAUGGCAAGAUCCAGAGGUGUUUGAUCCCAUGAGGUUUUCACCAGAGAACGUGUCCAAGAGGCAUUCCCAUGCUUUCCUGCCCUUCGCAGCUGGAGCACGGAACUGCAUCGGGAAGCAGUUUGCCAUGAACGAGCUGAAAGUGGCUCUUGCUCUGACUCUGCUCCGCUUUGAGCUGGCUCCUGAUCCAGCCAAACCGCCCAAGGAAAUACCACAGGUUGUCCUCAAGUCCAGCAAUGGGAUCCACCUGCUCUUAAAGAAACUUCCCUGACACCGCAGAAACCAUGGAGCUCCACAUCGGGCGUCAGUAGGAUCGGCUCAUUUGCAAGGGAAUGCAAUCAAUGGGUAUUUCACGGGAUAGCCCCACUUCAGCCAACCCGAUCCACAACCUUUCCUGAAUUCUCAGCACCAGCUGGUUUCUCUGUGGCCUUCCCCAUCCCCAGAGCUGGAGUGAGCGCAGUGUUGGGAGGAGACCUGGCUAUGGGAGUAAAGCAUCCCAAGCGCCUCACCCCCAGCUAAGGAGCACUCUUGCCUGUCAGUGCCAUGCCGUAGGACCCAAGCAAUGCAGGGUCAAAGGCAGAACUCCCCUUUCCACAGCCCCUCACGCUGUGUGCUGAGGGCACAAGCAGAGCUCUGAGUGCAAUGUCACAUCGGUUCCCUAAUGCCAGCUGUCGAGAGCAGCACUGCACAGAGCUAGCUCUCCGUCCUCCACAGGAGUCCAAGUGUCUCCUCACCUCCCAUCCUAUGGGAGCCAGCGAUCUAGCUGGGGUUUAAGGCCUCCUUACACUGGGAUUUUAGGCACCAGUGCAAACCUCAAGUGUAGACACAAUUUACACUGGUGCACUGCAGGUUUCACUAAUGCCUAACCUCCAGGGUAGACUGAGCCCAACAUUAUCCCCACACGGUAGCACAUUGGUCUAUUUUGCACUGAUCACCUAUCCACCCAGCCUUGCCAAGAGCUGGCUCCAGCCAAACAUCAACAACAAAGGUGUGACUUCCACCACCAAGGCCGCUCUCAUCCCCUAUGAGGGAUUAACAUCAACGCUUGGUUGGGAAGAUUGAAGUGUGAGCUGGGCCAAGUCUCCCAGUUAAGAGGUGGGUGAACACUGCUACCCAAUGAGAAGCUCUGGAGUUUUGGUUUGGCCCACUACGGAAAUAGAGCCAGUUAAAAUUUUUGCUCCAAAUCUGAACUUUCUUCCAGUGGAGGCUGCUCAGAUCUUGGCUCAGAGCUCUCUGUAAUUUAAACACCGACACGAUCCAACAUGGACAAUCAAAGAUCCAUACAGGCUGCCUUCAGACUACACACACAGCUCUCAUUGGCCCUAAAAAGUCACUCAGCUGGAGCCAAGAUACCUCUAAUUCUCCCCUCGAAUCCAGGAUGGAUGCUUACAUGAUCCCCAGAAUAGAGCUUCCUUGUCACAUCAUUUAUGCUAGACAGAUAUUGAGGGAUCUCCCUGUGCAUUCAUCCUUGGAAUCCGCCCCUCCAAUGUAGCAACUGCAUCAAGACACCUCCCUUCCAGCCCAGGGAAACGUGCAGCAAUUCCCUCCUCACUUGGAGCCUGAGCCCAAGUCUGUCAAUGAGAGUCUUCUUCUCAUUGACUUCAAUGGGCUUUGGGUCCUGCACUUGGAGAAUGUGACAGCUAACUCUGCCCCUUUGCUGAUUAGCAACGUUCUAUGCAUUCUUAUGCCCAUGCUAUCUCUGACACUGUGCCUCUGAAUGAAAAAUCUGUAGCAACCCUGUUAUUGCCCAAAAGGGUCCGAGGUACUCUGCAAGAACGAGACCGACUCCACACUGAGAGUAAUUGGCUUUAAUGAAGGUAAAGUGACACAUCUGCAACGGGGACCCCAAACGUUGCUGUCACUGAGACGGGGACCCAGCGCCCUGUAGCUCGGCCUGGGGUGAAGUCCUAAAACAAACACAAAGCAUGCUCAUUUUAUACAAACAGCAGCAUAUCAGCUCAUACAUAAUGCAAUAGACACUCUCCGCCCUCCGGGGCUGCCUCCCUGGCCAACAGCCAGGGACUUACCACACAGCAGUCCCAGCCGGCUACAGCAGGUCAAAGCUAGCAUGCUGUGUCCUACAAUAACCGGAGGCUGAGAAAGCGGAAUUGCCUGAGCUAAGCCAUAACAAAAUCUUCCAAGGUUCCCUAGACUGCUACAAACCCGGAGCAGGAAAGGCCUGCCAGGGUGAGACUCAGACACCGAAUCACCAGAUGAGACACCAAUUUGCAUUCAGAAGGAAGGGACAUGUACACAGACCUCCUCAGGAAGGGGGGUUAGCUUGUCAAAUGCCCCGAAUACAGCCAUGCCCUGUAGAAUGCAACUUAAAGAUUGUGGAUUGGUCAAGAGGUCUUUAAAUAUCUUUGUCAGGCUGUGAGCUGUAAACUGAGCAAACCCUAAUAUGCAAUAUCCACAGCUACCCAUCUGCGACCUUCGUCACUCAUCUUCCCUAGCCUAUACCUAGAGGAAAGCCAGUUCAACAACUUGCCGUCGGCUUUAUGUUUCUCCUCUCUAGUUCUAUAACUAGCAGGAUGUUGUCCAACUCCCGCUCUGGUUUGGACAUGGCCGUUAUUGUAGGGAUGUGGAUGUUACCCAAAUGUCCCCGGAUAUGAAAGAAUCUCUUACCCUAAGAAAAGAAAGAGCAGAUGGGGGUCACUGCUCCAGAUAUCCCCGAAGUGGGCAUGAGAAGGACUGUGCCCAUAAAGGCAUCACAGACAAUGAAGGGGGAUCCAUGCGGGCAUAGAAUUAAUCCUCAGACCUUAGGGGCACCAGCUGUUACAGUGGGACUGCCCCUUUAAGUAGCUGUGCACCUCUUCAGCCAUUCUCCCUGCUGGGGUGAAUCCAUGGGAGACACGGCAGCUCCUGGUUGGAUGUAGGAGAGCAUUAUGACCAAGGUUCUCUCUCUCUCUGGCUGGCUGUGGGGCCUUGUGAAUAGGAAUACGUUUGUCCGUUUUUUCUGUUGUAAAGGCUCUUGCCUCUGCAGAAUCAUGGUUGGAUCUAAAUCAAACCCAUUACAGGUAAGGCACAUAGGCGUCAAACUGGGGAAAUGAGAGCUGCAUCGGCUUUCUGCUGAAACGGGCCUGGAUUUAGUAUGAACCAGUUUUUACAAGGCAAGGAGCCUCAGCUUGUCCUGCACAGAACUAAGGAGUGUACUGAGCAGAAUGUUCCUAGAUAAAGCAAGGCCAUUUGCUCCUUUCGCACAACAAACUAAAGGAGACUUUGUUCAAAACCCUUUUCUGCACUGAGCAGUGUUCUGGGGCCAAGUGGAUAAAGAGAAGAGGUGCUAUGGGGGCAGUCGGCAGAGGCUUUUGGAAGAAGUCGGAGAGAAAAUUCCUAGAAGACAACAGACCAAUAGAACAGGAGGUUCAAUGUACCAGAGCUCAAUCCAGCCACUAGACUAGGCAGUGUGUAGCUGACAAAGCAGACCCAGGGUGAAGGCCCAGGCUGAAAGUUCAAUGCUCCUCUUGGACCUUGUUCAGCAAAGCCAAGGACUGACAGCUCAAUAGUAAGAGGCAGAAUAUAAUAACAUACGUAAGAGCGGCCCUACUGGGUCAGACCAAUGGUCCAUCUAGCCCAGUAUCCUGUCUUCCGACAGUGGCCAAUGCCAGGUGCCCCAGAGGGAAUGAACAGAACAGGGAAUCAUCACGUGAUCCAUCCCCUGUCGCCCAUUCCCAGCUUCUAGCAAACAGAAUCACCCCCUACAUCAGAGAAAGGCAUUUCUACACCUUCAGAGGUUUACUUAGGCCAUUGGCUACAGCUGAGUCCAGGGACCAAAACCAGAUGGGGAAACUGUGUGUCUAGUGCUUGGGACUAAACUGUGGGGAAAGCAUCGAGUCAAGACAGAUUUAAGAAGUGAAGAAUCAAUUCCUGCUCUGUGACUCCAGCUAAGUAUCUCACACCUGGACAGAGACUAAAAUAUUAUUCCACACUCCUUAAGUAUUAGAAGCCUCGUUGGAGGAAUAGCUAUGAAAUCUCACCAGGCUAUCCAGCUAAAAAAUCCUUUCAUUUACUCAAAUUCUAAAGCUGUAAUCUGAAAGCCCCUUGCAAGAGAUGAGCUGCAUGUCAUGAUUUAAUCCUGAUAUUGGAAAUAAUGACUUCUAGAAUAACUGAAGUUUUAACAUCCUGUUUACGCAAUGCUCUAAGAACCUUUGGCCUAAACUGAGCCUGUGAUUUCUGUAACUGACAGUGGAUGCUGCUAACGGAAUAAAGUGGGAAAUGCUCCA